AUGGCUGCCCAAAAUCAAUUAUUAGAUGCUGAUCAGAUUCCAGCCAUCUUUCGUGAUGACCACAUUAUCCGAGGAUACAGGAAACCUGGCUUGACAGUCAUACAAUGCAUCAAGAGCAUGUUGCAGAUGAAUAACGAGACAGUGAAUUUUUGGACUCAUAUGAUCCCUUUUCUCUACUUUCUAAUACGUUUCUAUACUAUCGAUCAGCAAUAUCAGCUUGUAGAGGAUCCUUUCUACUGGCCUUUACUAUGCUAUAUCGUGGGUAGUAGCUAUCCACUCUUUAGUUGUAUUGCCCAUGCCUUGAACUGUAUGUCGGAAAGUGCACGACAUAUUUGUUUCUUUCUCGAUUAUGCCAGCAUUAGCUUGUAUUCAUUUACAUGUGCUAUUGCUUAUUUCUAUUAUCUUCGUCCAGUCACCUUUUUCACCAUGGAUUGGUAUAUUACUCUUUCCAGUAUGAUGGCUAUUUGUUGUUGUUUAACAUCGUGUAUUUCUCGAUUAUAUGCCCAUACUUCACGACCUUACAUAUACCGAACACUGGCUUUCGCAUUGCAAUGGGUAUACGUCAACUCAAUGCUGGCUUAUAGGAUUUUUUCAUGUCAUCAUCAUCAAUGUCGUUUAACAUCCGAUUACUAUCAUACCAUGCAAUUUGUAAUGGCUAUAUUGGUCGCUAUCUUCAUGACAAGUAAAUUUCCAGAAUGCGUUUGGCCUACUUCCUUUGAUAUAUGUGGUCAGAGCCAUCAUUGGUUUCAUAUUUUUGUAUGUGUUGGACAUCGUUAUCAAUUGGAUGGAAUUUUAAACGAUAUCCAACAGCGACAACAUGUUAUUCGUCUUAUUAAACCGACAUUUUCAUCUACUUUAGGAGUUUUAUUUGUAGUAAUAGCUUGCAACUCCAUCAUUGUGAUCUAUUUUAGUUAUUUGAUAAUUCGGAGAUCCAAUCGUGCUAAGCAAGUAAAAUCGACGUAA
Messenger RNA from Trichoplax adhaerens, 963 nucleotides. RefSeq lists its product as uncharacterized. Gene Ontology annotation, cellular component: membrane. Lineage: Eukaryota; Metazoa; Placozoa; Uniplacotomia; Trichoplacea; Trichoplacidae. The record is from RefSeq and is a predicted model, not a curated record. Bases 1 to 963 code for a protein of 320 amino acids. Gene Ontology annotation, molecular function: signaling receptor activity. The transcript has a single exon.